AGUAGGAAUCAUUCACGUUGUUUUGAUCGAGAUCUUUCAUGUUUUCUUUGUAAUUGUUAAUUUAUCUCGACUGUUCUGUAACCUUUCGCAAUGGAGACUCUCCUAGAACAACAGAGAAGAUAUCACGAGGAAAGAGAGCGACUGACUGACGCAAUGGUGAAGGAAACUCUUGUGAAGAAAGCCACAGGUCGAGAAACGAUCAAUUCCGAUCACAGGCAGAAGACACUUUUAGAUAGGUACAUGGAUGACACAACAGCACUUUUGGAACUAUACGAAGAUAAAGAUGGUCUACGCAAGGAAGAGGUGGCAGCACUGUCCGGCCCAAACGAGUUUGCGGAAUUUUACACGCGUUUGAAGUCCAUCCGCGAUUUCCACAAGCUGCAUCCUAACGAGAUUUCCGUGCCCAUGUCAGUGGAGUUUGAUGAGCUGGCCCAGGCAAGAGACAACCCCGCCACGGACGACACAGUGAUGGCUGAAUUCACGGACGAGGAAGGAUACGGUAAAUACCUCGACCUGCACGAGUGCUUCGAGCGAUUCGUCAACCUCAAGGGCAUUACCAGGGUCGACUACCAGUCGUACCUCUCCUCCUUCGAUCAGCUGUUCGACAUUCCAAAGGACAGGAAGAACUACGAGUACAGGAAGUACAUAGAGAUGCCUGGACUACCAUCAAGAUACGGGCAGGGCCGUGAGUGGGCGGCGGGGCGUUUUGCCCGGUGGCGUGAUGGGGAGGCGGGGCGUUUCCCGGAUGGCCGAACAGAGACGUCGGGGGCGCUGGCGCACACGGGCGCUCACCUCGACCUCUCGGCCUUCUCCUCAGCAGAGGAGCUUGCCUCUCUCGGUCUCGAUCGUCUCAAGUCUGCGCUGAUGGCCCUCGGGUUGACAGUCUGUUGGCGGAACAUUUCCUGGAGGAGAAGGGCCAACCGACUGUUCAGCACAAAGGGAAAGAAGCUGGAGAACUCGACUCUCUCUCUCGCAAAGUCGAAGCCGGGGAAGGUUGGCAAGAACGCUCGCGACGUAGAGAAGCAGAGAGAGGUGGCGCUACUGGAGGCGCAGCUCUACCGUCUGGUCGAAGUCUCGGAGUUGUACAAACUUCACGGUCUCAACAUUUCGUAUACGUGCGAGAUUUGUGGAAAUCACACGUAUAAAGGACCAAAGGCAAGAUUACUCAGAGCGGAAAAAUGCUUUGCCUGUGAGUACAAAGAAUGGAGACACGCGCACGGCAUGAGAUGUCUCGGCAUACCAAACACCGCUCACUUCGCCAACGUCACCAAGAUAGAGGACGCCAUCGGACUGUGGGAAAAGAUAAAGGUUUCGAAAGCGACCGAGAGAUGGCGCCCCGAUCAGGACGAGGAGUACGAGGACAGCCAGGGUAACGUCGUCACGAAGAAGACAUACGACGAUCUGAAGCGACAAGGCCUGCUGUAGGAGGAGCCAGCGAGUGGGAGAGAGAGGAAGGAGGGAGAGGGGGAGAGGAGGAAGAGAGGGGGAGAGGAGGA
This is a messenger RNA of Priapulus caudatus, 1496 nucleotides long. Its product is annotated as splicing factor 3A subunit 3-like. Gene Ontology annotation, biological process: mRNA splicing, via spliceosome. The coding region runs from base 91 to 1425 and encodes 444 amino acids. Gene Ontology annotation, molecular function: RNA binding. The record is from RefSeq and is a predicted model, not a curated record. Lineage: Eukaryota; Metazoa; Priapulida; Priapulimorpha; Priapulimorphida; Priapulidae. Gene Ontology annotation, cellular component: spliceosomal complex. The transcript is spliced from 13 exons.